Messenger RNA from Diaporthe amygdali, 1449 nucleotides. RefSeq lists its product as uncharacterized. The transcript has 5 exons. Bases 1 to 1449 code for a protein of 482 amino acids. Lineage: Eukaryota; Fungi; Ascomycota; Sordariomycetes; Diaporthales; Diaporthaceae. The record is from RefSeq and is a predicted model, not a curated record.
AUGCUGUUCCCUCUGUCUGCCUUACAGAACUGGCCUACGCCCAACUAUACCAACCCGGAGAGGAGAGGGCCGGCGGCGACGAUAGUCGUAUCUGUGCUGCUUGGCCUCGUCACCCUCAUCCUCAUCGUCCGCAUCUACACUCGUGUGAGGAUAUCAAGGGGCUUCGGGCUGGAUGAUGUGCUUAUAAUAUUGGCCUACAUUCCCACUACGGCUUUUGCUGUACUGGCGUUCAUCGCCAUGUGGAAGUUCGGCUGGGGCACUCAUGUGUGGGAUCUUCCCAUAGAGUUGACCAAGCCGAGCUUGCAAAUUAGCCUGGCGAACCAGCUGUUGUUCGACCUGGCAACAUCACUGACAAAGUUGUCCAUGCUGGCGCUCAUCUACCGAGUGGUUUCCGCGGACAAUAGUCGCUACAGAUACGUUGUGCUGGCACUGGCAACCGUGGUCCUCUCGGACGGCUUGAUAUUCUUCUUCAUUACGACCUUUCAAUGCCGACCAGUCUCAGACUAUUGGACUAUCUCCUUCACUCCGCAAAAGUGUAUCAACGAGGAGUUACAUCUGCUCGCUGCUGGAUGUAUCAACACCACAACCGAUUUUCUUAUUGUCCUACUCCCAAUACCUUACGUAGUCCGGCUCAAGCUACCACGGAAGCAACAACUCAUCAUCGUCAGCCUCUUCACUGGCGGUCUGUUUGUCACAGCAGCAGGGGCUGUGAGAACCUACGUGUUCCAUAUCACACUCACGGAUCCCAGUCGUGAUUUGACAUGGAAUGCAUUCACCAUCAUCAUCGUCAGCGCACUUGAGCUGUACAUUGGCAUUAUCUGUGCUUCCGUACCCGCCAUCAAGCCUUUCGUCGCCCGCUACCUACCCAUCAUGCUUGAGAACCCCAGAUACUGGCUCUCCAAGCAGGCAGACAGCCGCGCAAGAGACCCUUUCGACAAGCCACCCGCGGGCAAAAGCCUCGAGCCGGACUUCUGGCUCGUGACCGAGCGAGACUCAGUAGCCACCUUCCAGGAUAUCGAAUCAAACUCGGGCCUGGUAUUCCAGAUGCAGCCGCGGCCGCCAAUGCCGGGCAUGCCCACGCCAACAAGGCCGCCGCGGACCGCCUCGACGAUGCAGACUGGCACAGCUCUAUCAACUAUCACGACUACUACUACUAAUACCACCACAAGCGACAACAUCUCGGCUGUGUCGGCCAACUCGGCCGUGCCGGCGCCGCUCAGGGUCAUGAAGAGCCCGCGCGCCAGCACCGCGGGGACGGUCUCGUCGCGGCCGGACCUCAACAAGCCGCUGCCCCGGAUAGGCACCGCGGUGCUGGACGCGAGCUUCGCGAGCGAGGCGGCCUCGUCGCAGGCGCAGAAGCACAUGUCCAGCGUGUACCAAUUUAUCCCGCACGAGGACGGGCACAUCAGCGUGCACAAGGCGCGGAAGAGCGCGUUUGGCAACGGGUGA